UUAAAUUUUUCGGCGAUUGAAUUUUCACGGCGAGAAAUGGCGACGGCGAUAGGCUUUCUGAUACUCUUGUCAUACUUGAGCUUGUCUCAUGGAUUAGUACAACCUCGGAGGAUAUCUCAUGGUUUGUCUGCAAGCGGCAAGUACUUGACGAGGGAUGAGCUCUGGUUCAAUCAAACCCUUGACCAUUUCUCUCCUUAUGACCAUCGCAGAUUCAGACAGCGAUACUAUGAAUAUCUGGACCAUUUACGAGUUCCAGACGGACCUAUCUUUCUGAUGAUAUGUGGCGAGGGCCCUUGCAACGGAAUCCCAAAUGAUUAUAUAAGUGUGUUGGCAAAGAAGUUUGAAGCAGGUGUUGUUUCACUGGAGCAUCGUUAUUACGGAAAGAGCUCACCUUUUAACUCAUUAGCCACUGAGAAUCUCAAGUAUCUUUCAUCUAAACAAGCCCUUUCCGAUUUAGCUGCUUUCCGUGGAUAUUACCAGGAAUCUUUGAAUGUUAAAUUGAAUAGAAGUGGCAAAGUUGAUAAUCCUUGGUUCUUCUUCGGAGCGUCUUAUUCUGGAGCUUUGAGUGCUUGGUUCCGGCUUAAGUUCCCUCAUUUGACUUGUGGAAGCCUCGCUAGUUCUGCAGUUGUUCGUGCUGUCUACGAGUUCCCUGAAUUUGAUCAACAGAUAGGUGAGUCAGCUGGACCGGAAUGUAAAGCUGCACUACAGGAGACUAAUAAACUCGUGGAACUAGCGCUUAAAGUCAAUAACAAAGCUGUGAAAGUUCUCUUCAAUGCCACCGAGCUUGACGUUGAUACUGAUUUCUUAUACUUCGUAGCAGAUGCACAAGUUAUGGCGUUCCAAUACGGAAAUCCAGAUAAGCUAUGUGUUCCACUCGUGGAAGCUAAGAAGAACGGUGGUGAUUUAGUGGAAGCAUAUGCUAAAUAUGUUAGAGAGUUCUGCUUUGGAGUUUUUGGGUUAAGUGCUAAAACAUAUAGCAGGAAACAUUUGCUAGACACAGCGAUCACACCAGAGAGUUCAGAUAGGCUGUGGUGGUUCCAAGUUUGUACUGAAGUGGCGUAUUUCCAGGUGGCACCUGCAAACGAUAGCAUCCGAUCUCAUCAAGUCAAUACAGAGUAUCACUUGAAUCUAUGCAAGACUCUGUUUGGGGAAGGUGUUUAUCCUGAAGUAGAUGCAACAAACCUGUACUAUGGAGGUGAUAGAAUUGCUGCAACUAAAAUCGUCUUCACAAAUGGGUCACAAGAUCCAUGGCGUCAUGCAUCCAAACAGACCUCAUCUCCUGACUUGCCUUCUUACAUCGUGACUUGUCACAACUGUGGCCAUGGAAGUGAUCUUCGAGGAUGCCCUCAAUCACCAAUGAUCAUUGAAGGUGAUUCCAAGAAUUGCAGUUCACCAGAUGCUGUGAACAAAGUGAGGCAACACAUAGUAGAACACAUCGACUUGUGGCUCUCAGAAUGCCGUGGAGUGCUUAGAAGUUCCAUCUAGAGUCGGCACACCUCACACACAAAGCAUAGUCUCACGUUUAUGUUCAGCAAAGAGAUGAAUAAAACAUCAUAUGAAUGUUCCAAACUUGUAUCUAUGUACAUUGACCUCCUAUGUACGUUUCAAACUUUUAUCUAUGCAACCUCAGAGCUGUAAUUAGACCAAUCGAAGCUAGGAUCAAGGUCUAUAAAACUUUCAAGCUGUUUACUAUCGUUGCGA
Molecule: messenger RNA, 1701 nt
Organism: Eruca vesicaria subsp. sativa (arugula)
Lineage: Eukaryota; Viridiplantae; Streptophyta; Magnoliopsida; Brassicales; Brassicaceae
Source: the annotation of a GenBank genome assembly